AUCGCUGCCACUCGAAAAGACACAUUCAACCUACUGCUGCUACUGUUCGUGCGCUAACCGUGUGUAUAGGCGGUGCUAAAUGGGGGGUAUACAGUCGGCCAACGUUGACCGGGAAAACGACGACGCCGACGAGGAAAGUUCAACCAACGCGACAGUCGACGGUGGUCGAGAGGUGCCGGCGGCAGGAGCAGAAGUGCCGCUGGGUGUAGGAAAAACAUUCAGCUCCGUGGCAAAUGGUUGUGAAACAACGCUGCCGGAUGAAGGCACUGACAGCGCGACCGAUGCAGCGCCUCCAUCGACGCCCUACGUGGUGGUGGUCGAGUCCAACAAAGCAAAUGGCGACGACGGUAUAGUGGCGGAGAGUGACGACGACGACGAAGAUAUGUUGGCAAAGUGUCGUGCCCGGAAAAUGACGACCGAAUUGGCCGCCUUCCGGGCCAACUUGCAGCAGAAGCGGGGCGUUCAUCUGUCAAAGCUAGUCCAGGUGCGGGAAGAAUUGGAGCAGCUACGGGCAGCGCUGGCGGAGGAAAAGAGCCGCAACCGGGCCCUGAUCAAGUACAUCCAGCAGCAGCAGGAGCAAGAGAAUCCACAAGAGAAAGCGCAUCCCCCGGAAGCUAGUGCACCGCCGACCGUGCCCGAUGACAGUUGCAGUUCGUUGAACCUUGCCUGUCAAGCCGGACGCCGAUCGCUGGAAGCGCACGAGAUGAGAGAGCGGGAGCGAUCACCUCGUGUCGAACAAAGCACGAUCGCCGCCGCCGUCGGUGACGAUCGUUCUGACCACACUACCACCGUCACCACCACUACUACUACCAGUACUAGUGAUGCUGCUACAAAUACUACUGCCACUGGCGAUGAACGGCGCGCGCUGAAGAAAGAACUCGCUGAGUCACAGCUCGAGUUGCAGCAGGUCACCGGUGAGACGUUGGCGCUUCGGCAGGAGCUCGCUCAGUUGCGGACGCAGCUUCACUCGCUGCAGGACGAAGCGCUCGCCGAGAGCAGUCGACAGAACGGUGCGAUCCGCGCACUGAAGGCGCAGCUGGCCGAAGCGCAGUUCCAUCUGCAGAUCGCCCAAGCCGAGGCUCUCUCCCUCCAGACCGACGUCGGGCAGCUCCGGACCCAGGUCCAAACGCUCAAGGACGUCAUCAAGGCCGGCAAAGAGAUCAUCGCGAUCCGCGAGGAUCAGGUCGAGCAGCUGAAAGGGAAGCUGCGCCAGAUCGAGGACACGCUACAGGAGCGCGAGCUGCAGAUUAUGUCCGACGAUUUGCGUCGGGAGUAUGACAGACAGCUGACAAACAUUCGUAACCUGCGUGAUCUGUACGAGGAGCGCGAGCGCGUCUCGAGGAUGGAGCGCGACAACUUGCUGCGCCAAUUGGACCUGAAGAAGAACGAGCUGGCGACCGAGCAGGAAAGGAACAAAAACUUGGAAGCACUGGUGGAAAGUUUGCAGUCCGAUCUGACCUGCCUGCGGGCCGAGCGGGAGCAAACGGACGAGAAGCUGUCCCACUCCCAGGCGCAGACGAAGCAGCUGCAGCUGGAGAUGGGUGUCGUAAACCAGUUCAUCUCCAAGUUCCUGCUCGGCAUGAGCCGCAAGCCGACGGUCAACGAGAUCAACAUUGACAAGCUGGCGGCCGUGCUGGAGGAGAACCGGGCGCUGCUGAUCGAGAUGACCAAGGAUGAGGCGGAAACCGUCGACACCGGGGCCUUCCUGCCGCGGGCCCUCUACGAUCUGAUAGCGGAGGUGGACGAGGCAAACGGGCCGCCCGUGGAGUCCGAGAUGCCCGACGCACCCCCGAAAGAGGACGCGCCGGUCGAGGCGGAUAGUGAGGGUAGCGGCGGCGAGGACGCCGAGUUUACCGACGUGCAGAAGGCUUCGCCGGAACAGAUUGCUGACAAGUUGCCAAAAGUGUGGCGUGUGCUGAUUGAGUUGGUGAAUCACCAGGAACGGGCCCAGCCCGUGCCGUUUGUGGAGGGUGGCGAAAGUGAGGAGUGCCUUCAGUCGGUGCAGACACGCAACGGGCCCAAAACGGUCGUCAGCGUGAGCAAAACGUACAUCAAGCUGAAGGACCUGAUACUGGAGAAGAAGGCCCUCAAGAGGGAAACGAACCGGCUGAAAACGUUAAACGUACACCUGGAGCGGCGGCUGGAAACGCAGGAGAAGCGCCUGAGUGUCGUGAGCCUUGAGUUGACGAAAACUUGGCAUCUGGUGGGGAAAAUGCAGCGCCAGCAUCGUCAACUCCACACUCAGGAGCAAAUCUUGCGCUACCAUCUGCAGCAAAAGCGCCGACUGCUGUGCGAGCUAAAGGAGGAACUGGAGUACUGCCGGCUGAAAUGGUCGGCCGCGCGCCAGAAGAACAUCGAGUCCGAGGACCAAUGGCGGUCGCUGAAGGCGGACUUUGCCGCGCGCCGUAAACAGGACUCGCUGAACAACUCGGCGGGCGAGAGCGGGUACAGCGACGAGCAGCCGUCGGACGAUGACGACGAUGGCAGAGCGGGCCGGAAGGCGGCCUUUUCGACUGGUGGGUUACCGGUGGCCGGAUGUAGCGGGCUGAGCUCGCUGGUUCCCGCCGGGGCCUCGGCAAUCUCGGUGAUGCGGUUCGAGCGCCAGUUCCUCAGCAGCUCGCUAACGAACAUCUACCAAGCGAUUAGCACGCUGCGGAAGGUGCACAGCGAGUCCGAUAUGAAGUCGCUCGAGAACGUCGAGCGGGCAAAUCGGUUUUGUAAUGAAAAAAUCGAAGAAUUGCCUCCAUUUCCCGACGACGACGACGACGACGAUGACGACGACGUUCACGCGGAAACUUCCGGGCUUCCGGACGCUGCUGUACUGCGGAAGGCGAACCCGGUUCCUACAUCGUCGAACACACCACCACCGACGACGACGGCGACGACGGCGAGAACGACGGGCAAGCGGGGCAGGAAGAAGCGUAAAAACACGAGUGGCCCCGAAACGGCGCAGGACAUGUUUUUGCGGCUGAUGAAUCUCGGGCACCCAGAGUUGCCGGACGAGCAAGCGCAGGACCAGGAGCAGGAAGACGACGAGACGGAGGAGGGCACGGGAAAUGAUAAUGCCGAGGGCGAGUAUAGCGUCAACGAAAGUGCAAGUGAGCUGAGCGAAGAAGAGCUGGAGGGCGCCGAAGUGGCCCGUGCGCCGGAACCGGAGGAACUGUCGAGCGAGGAGCUGUUCCAGCAGAAACGGGAAGCACGUUUGCAGCGCAUGGCGGAACUGAAUUCCCGUCUGGACCAAUACUCCGCGCCGACGACGUCGGACCCGAAGGUCGCCGGUGGUGAGCGUAGCGAGCAGACCACCACGGACCAACAGCUGAGGACAGCACCGGACGGGCAGGAAGCUGCGUUGAGUGAGGACGAAGAGAAGUAUCUUCAAAGACGUGCCGCACGCUUGGAACGGCUCGAGCGGGAAGCGCAGGAGUUCCGCAAUCGGCUUUCGAAAACGGUAAACCGAGGGACGGAGAUAGCGGCCCAGAUCGAUGAGAUUCACAGUGGGUUUAUGGCCCGGCAAGCCGAGUCCGGCUCGCCCGUGCCAGGUUCCUCCGGUCUGAGCUCCACCGCCAGUGGGUCAGGUCUUUCCCAGGCGCGGAAGCACCCCCUUUUGGAACCUCUUCCGACCGUAGAUCUGUCCUGCUUGACCGAUAAGGAGCGCGAGUACACUUCGGCCCGGUCGGAGCGGUUGGCGCGGCUCGAGGAUGACAGCCAGAGUCUGCUGCGGCAGAUGAACCAGACCAUGCGUAGGGGAUCGAGCCUGACAACAAAGCUUGACAUGCUGCACUCGCGCUACGCUGCGCCAGCCGAGGCUCCCGCCGCGGACAGCAAUCCAUCGUCCGAUUGUGCACCGGACAAGACCAACAAUGACAGCGAAUCGCAGGAAUCGGUCGAAUGCUGCCCCGCGUUGGACUUGACGUCCGUGACGUCAGAAGACGGUGGCACCGUAGAUGAAGCCCUGCUACCCGGACCGUAUUCUCCCAUGGGCCCACUGGAGCUGGUACUGGUAUCGGACGACGAUGACGAAGGCCCGGAGAUGGUCGCAGGUCCGGGCUCAAGUUCACAGCCCGAGGGCGAUACGCAACCCCAGUGAGCGUACCGAGCGGCCCGAUUUAAACCUACCUCGUACCGGAAAAAGACACCAACUACACCCCCGGGUGUACCGGGGUUGGCCCCCACCAACUACCGGGCAGCACCCGGACCCGUAGCGUAACGAAAGGGGUUUCCAUUACUUCCCGAGCAGCGGUAGACGCCCGCAAGGCACUCACUGCUCUGGUGUUCCGACGAUGGCGUCCGUGGUUGGCGUUGGUUGCCGUACGAAAAUAAGAUUAAAUUAAGAUAAUUAACUCCACAUCAAAUAAACCACAUGUAUUAC
This is a messenger RNA of Anopheles cruzii, 4369 nucleotides long. RefSeq lists its product as uncharacterized. The coding region runs from base 80 to 4087 and encodes 1335 amino acids. The transcript has 6 exons. NCBI's taxonomy places the organism in Eukaryota, Metazoa, Arthropoda, Insecta, Diptera, Culicidae. The record is from RefSeq and is a predicted model, not a curated record.